Messenger RNA from Acaulospora colombiana, 619 nucleotides. NCBI's taxonomy places the organism in Eukaryota, Fungi, Glomeromycota, Glomeromycetes, Diversisporales, Acaulosporaceae. The record is from the annotation of a GenBank genome assembly.
GAACUGUCAGCUCAGAGUGCCAGCUCAUCUUCGACCAUCAGGAGCUUGCCCCAAUCCCGAUAUCUACGUUCGUAUUGAUUUUGAGGAUCAAUUAGGAUGGCACGAUGAUCUUAAGCCCAUCGUCUUUGCUGGUGAAUGCAAGACGGAGAAGACAAGGAGCAGGAAUACUCCGGCGCAACUGGCAGUAGCAUUCCAUGCGACGCUGAUUAUCCUCAUCUUUUAUUACCUGGAUAAUCGGUCAAGUGCCAGCGAUCCACUGCCGGCAUGGCUUUUCCUGUAUGGAAUCGAAUACACCGAACACGGCUUCUUUGUGCACAUUCAUUUUCCAUAUUACAACUUUGACGGUCCAAACCCCGGCUGGGGAUUCGUCUCUGCAAAGUUCACCGACGAGUUCUCUAAAGUGUUCAAGAAUGGUGAUAGAGAUCUGAGGUUGUUGGCAUUGGCUUUACUGUUCCGUAUGCGGAGCCAAGGGAUGUUUGUUAUGGAGAAACUGAAGGAAUGGAAGCGGGCUCCCAGAGUGCUUGCGGUGUUGCAAAAGCAAGCCUCUGCACCUGAUUCUCUUGCAGCGGCUUCUGGAGAAUCACCAGAGCGUAAAAAGGGACCGAGGGUGACGCUGUAA